Messenger RNA from Rodentolepis nana, 777 nucleotides. The record is from the annotation of a GenBank genome assembly. NCBI's taxonomy places the organism in Eukaryota, Metazoa, Platyhelminthes, Cestoda, Cyclophyllidea, Hymenolepididae.
AUGAGGUGUCAUUUCUACCUCUAUGUGACACUUCUUGUUACCACGACGCAGUCUCAAGAACCAUUUUCAGUACAAAAUGUCCAACUGUGCCAAAUUGGGAAGACCCGGGCAAGACUUACCUAUGACGCAGAUGACUUUCCAAGCUAUUGUUCGUUGGAUCCGGGAUAUGACAUUUUCUACAAAGACGGUGACUCAGAUAUGAAAAACCGUUAUGUAUACACACUUAAAGAAACCUUUGACUUUAAAGGAAAAACUUUUGAGGUAAAAGUCGAGCCUAAGUGCUCGAACCGAAAUGGAAUACCUUAUCCUUCAAAGCCAAAAUCAAUGAUUAUUCAAAAAAUCACUGAAUGGCUGGACACCGAAUCAGAUGGGUCUUCUCCAUUUCCUCCUGUAGGUUACAUAGGGGGCAUUCUAAACUCAGCAACGGCUUCGAUUCUUGGCCAGUCGGGUAUGUCGGAGAGUGCCACUGUCCACUGUUUCUCCUUUGUUCCAGCUUUAAGUUCGUUGCACCUUGAGAUCAACAAUUCUCUCCUAAUUAAGGUCUUCAUUGUGUGGAAAGACAUUGGCCGGUCUAUGCCUUGCAAAAUCGUUGUUCCCUUCUUAGCAACUGUUUUGGGUGGUUCUCUGCUUCCAAUUGAGUUUAUAGCUCCCUGUGAGUCCGACAGUAUCACCACUUUGGUGGAUUUCGUAUCAAGGGAACAAAUUGGGCAUAGUGCUAUCCCAAUGGGCCCUAUUUCUCCUUCAAUAGCGGAUCUAUUGUGUCCCGCUGCUGCGUAG